This is a messenger RNA of Lotus japonicus, 2254 nucleotides long. RefSeq names its product leucine-rich repeat receptor-like serine/threonine-protein kinase At2g14510. The coding region runs from base 400 to 1935 and encodes 511 amino acids. NCBI's taxonomy places the organism in Eukaryota, Viridiplantae, Streptophyta, Magnoliopsida, Fabales, Fabaceae. The transcript has 8 exons. The record is from RefSeq and is a predicted model, not a curated record. Gene Ontology annotation, molecular function: protein binding.
UUUCAUCUCACUAGUUGGUGUUGGCAGAGACGACACUUGUGACAUUGAUGGCCGCUGUAGCUGCCAACCAAAUCAAAGAAAGAAAGUCAAAUCCACUAAUGAAAUGCUUUCUAUACUAGCUCUACCUCAACACAAAACAUGCUGCAAGUGCAACAGAACCGGCUCUUCAAUCAUUCAUUUUCGUAUAUAAUAAUAAUGGAAAAACGAGUAGAAUGUUGCCGUCUUCCUUUCAGUUUUGACCAGUAAACAAAAAUCGUUGUUUCCCGCGUCACACAACUCAGUCACAACACACAACAACAACUAUUAUUCUUUUCUUCAUCCCUUCCUUCCUGUUUUCUUCCCCACCACUUCUUCUUCUCUUUCCCCUAACCACUCCCCCCAAACACCACCACCACCACCAUGUCCCUCAUCUUCCUCCUCCUCUUCUCACCCUUCUCCCUCUCCCUCUCCCAAACCCCACCACCACCACCCAGAGGUUUCCUCAUCAACUGUGGGGCCCCCUCCGCGACCCAAAUCGACGGCCGUUCAUGGCUUUCCGAUUCCGGAUUCAUCUCCACCGGAACACCCAAAAACGUGACCUCCCCUGUUCUGAUCCCCACUCUCAAAACCCUCCGAUCCUUCCCUUUAAACAUCAAGAAGCACUGCUACAAUAAUAUUCACGUGUUUCGCGGCUCAAAGUACCUGGUGCGGUCUACGUAUUUCUACGGCGGAGUCAACGGCCCCGAUCACCCUUCGCCGCCGGUGUUUGACCAGAUCGUCGAUGGGACCUUGUGGACUGUGGUCAACACGACUGCGGAUUAUGUCAACGGGAACUCUACGUUCUAUGAAGGGGUUUUCUUAGCUAAGGGGAAGUUCAUGACCUUCUGUAUCGGCUCGAACAAUCGCACCGAAUCUGACCCGUUUAUCUCUUCUUUGGAGUUUUUGAUUCUCGGUGAUUCCCUCUACAACACCACCGAUUUCAACAAUUUUUCCAUGACCUUGGUUGCCAGGAACAGUUUUGGCUACUCUGGAUUACCCAUUCGAUAUCCUGAUGAUCGGUUUGACCGUAUCUGGGAGCCAUUAGGCCAGAGUAAUUCAACCAAAGCAAGCACUGCCAAUGUUUCUGUUUCUGAUUUUUGGAACCUUCCACCUUCAAAAGUAUUUGAGACACAUCUAGGGUCUGACCAAUUGGAGGAAUUGCAAAUGAGAUGGCCUGCAGUAUCACUUCCAAGCUCCAAAUACUAUGUCGCUUUAUACUUUGCUGACAACACUGGCGGAUCAAGGAUUUUUAACGUAAGUGUAAACGGUGUAACUUAUUACCGCAAUUUGAAUGCGAUCCCAUCAGGUGUUGUUGUCUUUGCCAACCAGUGGCCUCUUUCUGGUCAUACAACAGUAACUUUAACCCCUGCUGCUAGCUCAUCAUUGGGCCCCUUGAUCAAUGCUGGUGAAAUAUUUGAUGUGCGGUCACUUGGAGGAACAACUUCGAUCCGAGAUGUUAUUGCUUUGGUAAAAGUAAAGGAGAGCCUCCGGAAUCCUCCACUUGAUUGGAGUGGUGAUCCUUGUAUGCCUCGGCAGUACUCAUGGACUGGUAUCACAUGCUCUGAAGGACCCCGGAUCCGUGUAGUGACUUUAAACUUGACAAAUAUGAAUCUUUCAGGAUCUUUAUCACCUUUUGUUGCCAAUAUGACUGCCCUGGCAAACAUCUGGCUUGGGAAUAACAGUUUGUCAGGACAGAUACCUGAACUCAGUUCACUAACGUUGUUGGAGACAUUGCACUUGGAAGACAAUCAAUUCACUGGAGAGAUUCCCUCAUCCUUAGGGAACAUCAGCACCUUACAUGAAGUAUUUUUACAAAAUAACAAUUUGACCGGUCAAAUUCCAGCAAAUCUCAUUGGAAAACCAGGACUGAGUCUCAGCACUUCCGGAAAUAAUUUCUUAUCACCUCCUGCACCUUGAGGGAUUUUCCAUAUUUGGGGUGAAGACUUUCCCUUUGUCAAGAAAUUUUCAUUCUUUUUGUGCUGAUUUUGGUGGAAAUUUUCAUUAUCAACUCGUCAACAGAAGAUCAAACUUCAUUUCAGCAUUCUCUUGCUGGAGAACAUGCAGAUUUAUUGUUUUAACUUGGAGCGUACUUUCAGAUUGGUUGAAAAUAUUCUUUCAAGUUUGACUCUCAGUUCCUUGAAAGAUGGAAUGUUGGUUGAACUUGUAUAUUAUAUAUAUCCUUGUAUAGGCAUCCUUUAUUAUUAUGUUUGGAUAAAUUUAGAAGUCAAUUCAUGUC